GACACAAAAAAAACAUUAAAUACCUAUGUAGAAAAAUAGUAAAUUAGGGGCAAUUUAUCGUUGCCGUAUAAGUGUACUAGGAUUUAAAUUAUUUAAAUGAGACUUUUAGUGAUAUUCCUCCUGACGUUAGUGUCAGUCUGGGGUUUCCCGGAAAGGAGAGCUGCACAUAACAAAAAUUUAAUUAAACAACCACACGAAGAAAGAAAGAACAAAGUGCGGGAAACGCCUAGAGAUUGCAAAGGGAAAUGUGCGACUAGUAUAGCACAGAAAGCGGCCGCUGAGGCUAAAGCGGCACAGGCGGCGCAAAAUGCCGCCGGUGCUCAGGCCGCUCAUAUGGUUAAAACGCAACUGGCGGAGAAAGCGCUGCAAGCUGCUAAAGCGGCCGAAGCUGCGCUCGCCGGGAAGCAGGCAGUGGUGGAGCAGCUGCAACAAGAGGUGAAGGAGGCCGAGGCCGUGGUGGCGGAGAACACGGCCGCGGUGCACCAGCAGCAGGGCACUGUCAAUGCGGCCGUGCAAGCCGCGCAGCAAGCAACAGCUCAACACAAGCUGAUGUGCCAGGCGACGCAGCUUGCCGCACAGCUUGAAAAGUCCGCCCACAAUGUCCUGGAGAAGACCAAGUUCGGACUGCAGGAGAAAUGCCACAAUCUGUCGGAGGCACGGGCGCGGUUGGCACAUCUGCAGCACAAGUUGCAGUGCGCCUGCGCCGAAUGCUCGGCCACCAAGCAGGCCGCGCAUUCCGCCUGCGAAGCGGCCCGGGCCGCCUGCGGCAAUGCCAGGAAGAAGAAACGCGCAAUCAGUCAGCGUAGGAGAGUACAAAGGAAAAGCAAGCGCGGUCGAUGA
Messenger RNA from Papilio machaon (common yellow swallowtail), 840 nucleotides. RefSeq names its product tol-Pal system protein TolA. The transcript has 3 exons. Lineage: Eukaryota; Metazoa; Arthropoda; Insecta; Lepidoptera; Papilionidae. The coding region runs from base 97 to 840 and encodes 247 amino acids. The record is from RefSeq and is a predicted model, not a curated record.